Elaeis guineensis (African oil palm) is the source of this 790-nucleotide messenger RNA. RefSeq lists its product as uncharacterized. Gene Ontology annotation, molecular function: structural constituent of ribosome. Gene Ontology annotation, cellular component: ribosome. The record is from RefSeq and is a predicted model, not a curated record. Lineage: Eukaryota; Viridiplantae; Streptophyta; Magnoliopsida; Arecales; Arecaceae. Gene Ontology annotation, biological process: translation.
ACCAUGCCAGUUUCUCUUCACAACCUCCUCUCCUUCUUACCCUCCCUUCCCCUCCCCAGCAAGAAAGAAACAUCAUCUUUCUAUCCUUCUCCCAUCACCAAUCUCCCAUGGCGGAAGCUCUCGACGAGCAGAGAGGACGGGUUCCUCCCGAUUUCCAUCCAUAUCCCGCUCCUUCCUUCUCCCAUGGAGGCGGCGCCAGAGGCCGGGGGAGUUUUGAGGAGCUGCUUCCCUUCUCUGGCUUGGGCCAACGUGAUGUUCUACAAGGCGGGCUACUACAACGUCCAGGUGGUGGUCGGCGACGACGAGCCCGAGGAGGUGCUUCUAAGGAGGUUCCGGCGAGAGGUCAUGAAGGCCGGCGUCGUCCAGGAGUGCAAGCGGCGGAGGUGGUUCGAGAAUAAGCACGAGAAGACGAAGCGCAAGGCCCGGGAUGCCGCCCGGAGGAAUCGAAAGAGACGUUUUCGGCCAAAAACUACUCCAAAAAAUAAGCAAGAAGCACCAAAGAAAAAGAAAGAGGAAGAAGAAGACAAUUGGGAACUUCCUGAAGGAGAACUUCUUUACUGAAUUGGAGUCACACCACUCUUAUCUUUUUGGGAGGAGACUCUGCAGUGGUUCUACAUGUGCAGUGGUGCUGGAGCUGAUCUUUAUGCUACUUAUUUUUGUAAUUUUGAUGUCCAAUCUCAUAGAUGUAAUUGAGUUUGAGUUCACAAACAUUGAUCCCAUUUUAUUUAGAUCUUUCUUCAAAUCCAAAUCCUAGGCAAUAGAAAAUCUUCAUAUGGAAGAAAAAGUAUUU